GUGAUUCGUGUACUCGUGACAAUGAUGUGUAUAAUUUUUUUUCUGUUUUCAUUUAUCUACAAUAUUAAUUGCGGAGCACACAGUUGUGAACCUCCAGGACAGGGACCCGAGACUGUGAAACUUCAAGUGUUCUACGAAUGCCUGUGUCCGGGUUGUAUCCACGAAUACACAACUCAACUGUCUCCUACCAUUCAAAAGUUACAUGACUACUUGGAUCUGGAAACCUAUCCCUUUGGUAAUGGACAAAUGGAUGACGUAUCCGGAACGAUUACUUUCCACUGCCAGCAUGGUCCUGACGAAUGUUAUGGAAAUGCUUUACACGCAUGCGCCAUUGAUAUUCUAAAAAGCCCGAUCGAUUACGUCAAUUUCAACUCUUGCUUGAUGAAUGGUGGCUCUACAGACAACGCAGCUGAUGAGUGCGGGAAAUCCCGUUCCGUUAAUCCGACACCAAUCAAGACUUGCGCCAAGAGCGACAAGGCUGUUCAGCUGCUAAAAGUGUACGCGGAGGAAACUUUGAAACGGCAUCUUAAAUACAUGCCUUACGUCCUCAUCAACGGUCAGGAAUGUGACUACAACAAACCACUUAUGGCACAAGUGUGUAGCGCCUUUAAGAACCCACCAAAAGAAUGUGAUGAAGUAUUAAAAUUGUAAAUUAAUAGGCAGCCACAAGAACGUACAGUACCGACGCCGACGCAUGAUAGAUAACACGUUUUUAUAUUACAU
This is a messenger RNA of Hyposmocoma kahamanoa, 723 nucleotides long. RefSeq names its product gamma-interferon-inducible lysosomal thiol reductase-like. Gene Ontology annotation, molecular function: oxidoreductase activity, acting on a sulfur group of donors, disulfide as acceptor. NCBI's taxonomy places the organism in Eukaryota, Metazoa, Arthropoda, Insecta, Lepidoptera, Cosmopterigidae. The transcript has 5 exons. The coding region runs from base 22 to 651 and encodes 209 amino acids. The record is from RefSeq and is a predicted model, not a curated record.